Molecule: messenger RNA, 2034 nt
Organism: Otolemur garnettii (small-eared galago)
Lineage: Eukaryota; Metazoa; Chordata; Mammalia; Primates; Galagidae
Product: UPF0061 protein ETA_18310-like
Exons: 19
Coding region: 148-1923 (591 amino acids)
Source: RefSeq, a predicted model, not a curated record
GGGGCCAGCCCUCUGUACUGCUUCUUCCCCCAAGCCACUCGGGGGGAGCCGAUCACGUCAGCAGUUAUAGCAAAAAUGUACCUUCAGGAGACCGACUGCUAGCAGGCGGGUCACUAGACCUUUUGUUGUACGUAUUCAGGCAGAAAUAUGACUCAAAGAAUCGGGUUCCUGGUCUGCGGCCUGAUCGGGAGGCUACAGCUUGCGCGCCUGCUUGUCUGGGGUGUGACCUGCCAUGCCCUGGUCUCCUGCCUGCUGCAAUCUCUGCUUGAAGGAAGCGGCAAUCUUCUGCAGAUUUCCAGGAACAAGUCCUACCCGGAUCAGGGCUAUUGUGAAACAGAAGCUAAAUUAGCUGCAUCUCUCGACUUUUGGACUCUGUCCUCGGAAAAUCUUAUAGCUGUGUUGCCAGUUGAUCCUGUUAUGGAAAAUUAUGUUCGUAAAGUGAAAACCUGUAUUUUUUCCGUUGCCUUCCCAACUCCUUUCAAAUCAAGAGUACGUCUUGUAGCAGUUUCAAAGGAAGUUCUAGAAGAUAUUUUGGACCUCGAUUUAUCUGUCUCAAAAACAGAUGAUUUUAUCCAGCUUGUCAGUGGCAAAAAGUUAGUGUUUGGAUCCGUUCCAUUGGCCCACCGAUAUGGUGGCCACCAGUUUGGGGUAUGGGCAGAUCAACUUGGGGAUGGAAGAGCCCACCUUCUUGGAAUUUACGUGAACAGGCAGGGUGAAAAGUGGGAGCUCCAGUUAAAAGGCUCAGGAAAGACCCCAUACUCACGAAAUGGUGAUGGUAGAGCCGUACUUCGUUCCUCUGUGAGAGAAUUUCUGUGCAGUGAGGCUAUGCACUAUCUUGGAAUUCCAACUAGCCGAGCUGCAAGUCUGGUUGUGAGUGAUGAUGAAGUCUGGCGAGAUCAGUUUUACAAUGGAACGAUCACAAAAGAACGAGGUGCAAUAGUGCUGCGUGUCGCAAAAUCAUGGUUUAGAAUCGGAUCAUUAGAAAUUUUGGCGCAUUAUGGUGAACUGGAUCUACUGAGGACAUUAUUAGACUUUGUCAUACAGGAGCAUUUUCCCUCAGUAGAUGUCAGAGAACCGGAUAGAUACGUGGAUUUUUUUUCUAUUGUGGUAUCUGAAACUGCACAACUUGUUGCCUUAUGGAUGUCUGUUGGUUUUGCUCAUGGUGUUUGUAAUACCGAUAACUUCAGUUUGUUAUCCAUUACAAUUGACUAUGGUCCAUUUGGUUUUAUGGAAGCCUAUAAUCCAGAUUUUGUACCAAACACAUCUGAUGACGAAAGAAGAUAUAAAAUAGGAAAUCAAGCCAGCAUUGGAAUGUUUAAUUUAAAUAAGUUAUUACAAGCUCUAAACCCAUUAUUGAAUCCUAGGCAAAAGCAACUCGCUGCUGACAUUCUUGAGGGGUACCCUGUGCUUUAUUACACAAGAUUUCGAAAAUUGUUUCAAGCCAAGUUGGGAUUGCUUGGAGAAAGGGAGGGUGAUGAGGAUUUAAUUGCAUUUCUCCUGCAUCUCAUGCAAGAGACAGAAGCUGAUUUUACAAUGACGUUUCGGCAGCUUAGUGAGAUUACUCAAAGCCAAUUACUGGAGCUCAACAUCCCCCAGCAAUUCUGGGCACUGAAGACAAUUUCAAAACACAAACUCUUUCCUGCCUGGGUGUCCCAGUACCUUUUGCGGCUGAAGAGUAACAUGAAGGACUCAGAUUCUGAAAGAAGAAAAAGAAUGACAACUGUUAACCCAAGAUAUGUGCUGAAGAAUUGGAUGGCAGAAUCUGCAGUGCAGAAAGCAGAAAAGAAUGAUUUCUCAGAGGUCCGUCUUCUACAGCAAGUUCUUCAGUAUCCUUUCCAGAAGCAUUCUGCAGCCGAGAAAGCCGGCUAUGCCUCUCCCACUCCUUCUUGGGCUAAAGAUCUCAGAGUCAGUUGCUCAUCUUAAUUAAGGAAAGAUAAAUGAAGGAAUACUUCUAUUCUUGCACUUAUCAUAGAAGAAUCUAUUUAAUACAUUCUUAAUGAUCAUCCACAUUUUGAUGACAAUCCCACAUCUGAU